UGGCUGCAAAGGCUGGGGGACAAGUUGCAGGUGGCCUGCUGCAAGUGAGCGCACGAUCCAUUUACUGCAAUAUCUCUACCUUAAGGCAUAUAAGCUCAUGUCAACAAAGAAAAUCACCAGCCCCUUCGGCAUCUGCAUCUCCUCUUAACAGAUACGCAGAGAAGAGGCAGCCUAGCCACUUCCAGGGAAAGGAUGUUCUACCAUUUUCCGAGUUUCUCACUGACUCUUUUGGCCGACAGCACACAUAUUUGAGGAUUUCACUGACUGAGAGAUGCAAUCUGAGAUGUCAAUACUGUAUGCCAGAGGAAGGAGUGGAUUUAACCCCCAAGAAUAAACUUCUGUCCACAGAAGAGAUAAUAACCCUUAGUAGGCUAUUUGUAAAGGAGGGGAUUGAGAAAAUCAGACUAACAGGAGGAGAGCCACUCAUCCGAAAAGAUUUGUUAGAAAUUAUAGGUGCACUAGAUACUUUAAGAGAUGCUGGUUUACAGAAAAUAUCAAUAACAACAAAUGCAUUGACAUUAUCCAAGAAAUUACAACAGCUAAAGACUGCUGGACUCGAUCAAAUUAAUAUCAGUCUAGACACACUUCUUCCUGCCAAGUUUGAAUUUAUCACUAGAAGAAAAGGAUGGAAUAAGGUGAUUGAAGGGAUUGAUGCAGCUCUUGAGGAAGAAAUGCAUCCCGUAAAGGUAAACUGUGUAGUGAUGAGAGGGAUCAAUGAAGAGGAAAUCUGUGAUUUUGUACAAUGGACCCAAGACAAGGCAAUUGAUGUACGGUUCAUUGAAUAUAUGCCAUUUGAUGGGAAUAAGUGGAAUUCUAAGAAGAUGGUUCCAUAUCAAGAAAUGUUAGGUAUCAUCAGAGCUAGGUGGCCAGACCUGGAGAGGUUGAGUGAUGAAGUCUCUGAUACUUCCAAGGCUUAUCGGGUCCCAGGUUUUGCUGGUCAGAUCGGCUUCAUUACCUCAAUGAGUGAUAAUUUUUGUGGAGGAUGCAAUAGGGUCAGAAUUACUGCUGAUGGCAAUUUAAAGGUGUGUUUAUUUGGAAAUGCUGAGGUGUCUCUGAGGGAUGCUCUGAGAUCAGGCACAUCUGAGGCAGAGCUCUUGGAAAUAAUUGGAGCUGCAGUGAAGAGAAAGAAGAAGCAACAUGCAGGCAUGUUGUCCCUAGCAAAAAUGAAGAACAGACCAAUGAUUUUGAUUGAUAACAAACACCAAACUGUGAUGCCAAAAUAUACUGCAAAAUACGCACAGUGUCAUAUCAAGAGUGCUACCGAAGGCAUGAAGAGUCCCAUUUAUAACAUUAAACUCUGUCCAUUACCUGGACAGGGAUUUGUAUUUUAUUCAGAGAAUUCUUAUAUGCAAACUCAGUAUGAUGGUGUUUCUUGUCGACAUUACUCAAAGAAAACGAGUAACGUCAGUGGGGACAAGGAGCACCAUCAGGAUACCAAAGAGAAAGAUCAACAGAAGCAAUAUACAAAUUUAGAAAGUGACGGUGUGACUGACAUUGACACCAUGAAGUACUGGGGGAGUGAUUACUAUACUUUUGUUAACACAAAUAAUCAAAAGAAAUUGAAAGGUGCUGACAGUGGAAUGAACCCUCCACAUGCAUUUGUCCAAAAUAAUAAUCCAUCCAAGUAUUCAGAUGUUGAUACCACAUACAGUGAACAUUACAACAGGAUUUCCCAGCUGCCAUCAGAAAUUGAUGUCCCUGAAUUGACCCACAUUGAUCAGGAGGGCAAGGCACAGAUGGUUUCUGUUGGUCACAAGAAGGACACACUGAGAACAGCCACAGCAUCAGGUGUAAUCACAGUGGGAAAAGAAGUGUUCCACCUCAUAGAAUCCAACCAGGUGAAAAAGGGCGAUGUGUUGACUGUGGCAAAACUAGCUGGGAUCAUGGGUGCAAAACAGUGUUCAAACUUAAUCCCACUGUGCCACAACAUUCCUUUAAAUUCCAUUGAGGUAGAGCUCAGUUUGGAUGCAGUCUCUCACAGUAUUCUCAUUGAGGCAACUGUUUCCUCUUCUGGAAAAACUGGUGUUGAGAUGGAGGCUCUCACUGGAGUCACCAUUGCUGCCUUGACUGUGUAUGAUAUGUGUAAGGCUGUCACGCACAAGAUGGUCAUCCAUGACAUCAAAUUAUUGUCUAAAUCUGGUGGUCAGAGAGGAGACUAUAAAUAUAAGUAAUACUGUUGUGAUGAACUGUGAAACAGUAUAUUUUUAAAAAAAACAAUAUCAUGUGUUGACAACAAUCAGGUAGACAGGGAAAAGUAAAUAGUUCAAAUAUUAGUAAAAUUGUUAUACUGAAAAAAGAUUAAAGAAUUUUAAUUGUAGAUAAAGUCGGUGAGACAGGGGAAUGAGAGUAAACUUUUAGCAUUUAAAGAGUGUUUCAAAUAUUUGACAUGUUUUUAAAAAGCUAUUUUUAUAAAUUAAAUGUUAAAUUAAGUUUUUAAAGGAUCUAUUUUGGUUCCAUUAUGGUGUUGUUCAGCAGGGGUAUGUCAGAAAAACAUGUUUAAAGUGGGUAAUGUUUGCAUGUCUUCCUAGUGACUUUUCAUUUUAUUGGUAUAAAUCAAAAAAUAAUAUCAUGUUACUCAUUACUAAAAAUUGUUUUGUAUUUAAAAAUUCUGAAGUUAAAACCUCUGGUAAAAAAAUUGUUUUUGAUAGAUAUAAUUGAUUUUGAUAUUAGUUGACAGUGAAAUGUCAAUUGAAUUUUUAAAAUUUUGUUGAUAGUUAUUUUACAAUAUUCAGAAAAAGAGAUUUUCAAAAUUGCAUUUAUAUUUUAUUAAAAAAAGAGAUUCUGUGUGUUAUGGGUUGUGGGUUAAUAUGGAAUUGCUUAUGAUGGAAUCACUGAAAUUGAUUGACUUAACCAUUAUUACUCCCUCUUAUAUUUAAACUGUAAGUGAGUGAGUGGAGAUUGUGCUAUGGACAAACAAUAAGAAAGUGACAACAACAUUGUUACUUAACUGGGCAUUUAGAUACCAUGGUCAAAGAAAUGGCUCAUUUGAUUGAUGAACUUCAUAUCAAAUUCUCUGCCAGUAACUGUAAUUACAUGUAUUACUAGGAUCUCAGAUGCAUGUUAAAAUUAUUGUAGUAAAGGGAUUUAUUACUCCUUCAAAAUUGCUUUGUGAGUGGAAGUUGAAACUGUGGGAAAGAUGGGUUCCUUUGCAAAAGAGGUCUUAAGAGUAUUUUAAUAUAAUGUUUUGGGAUUUUUGUAUGAAGUGACGGCUGGUAGAAGGUGAAAAUGGUUUGGCACACAUCUGGGACAAAUUCAAAUUCCACGAAAUUCUACCAUGAUAGAUUUGUAAAAGAUUUAAGUGAUAUCAGACACACUAUUUUAGCUGUCUUGCUUUUUAUUUUGAUUAAUUUUAUUUUUAGAAACGGGCUUUUUAAUGAUUAAUUAUUUAUAGGUUGUGAACACUGUCCGUAUGUUAGCUGUUAACAAAGUAAAUUAAUAGGAAAAUUGGGUUUCCAUUAUCAGUUUCAAUAAUAAACAGUGAACAAAGCA
Messenger RNA from Lingula anatina, 3489 nucleotides. RefSeq names its product molybdenum cofactor biosynthesis protein 1. Gene Ontology annotation, biological process: Mo-molybdopterin cofactor biosynthetic process. Lineage: Eukaryota; Metazoa; Brachiopoda; Lingulata; Lingulida; Lingulidae. The record is from RefSeq and is a predicted model, not a curated record. Gene Ontology annotation, molecular function: metal ion binding; cyclic pyranopterin monophosphate synthase activity; 4 iron, 4 sulfur cluster binding.